This is a messenger RNA of Phytophthora sojae, 528 nucleotides long. RefSeq lists its product as hypothetical. The transcript has a single exon. NCBI's taxonomy places the organism in Eukaryota, Oomycota, Peronosporomycetes, Peronosporales, Peronosporaceae. Bases 1 to 528 code for a protein of 175 amino acids. The record is from RefSeq and is a predicted model, not a curated record.
AUGCGUCUAGGCUCCCUCCUGUCAGUCGCUGUAUCGGCGCUUCUUGUAAGUCGCGAGUGUGAUGCGACGUCACCAGCUACCAAGGUAUUGAGGACCCAGAACUUGAUCGACAACGACAUCGACAACGACAUCGACAUCGACAUCGACAACGAUAGGAGGGGCCGCGAUACCACGAGUAUCGACGAUGAAGAGCGGUGGAUAGGCUUGAAGAGCCUACUUGAAUUAACGAAGCUUAAAAAGGCUCCCACAAACUUGGAGAAGGUUCCCCAGACCCCCAUCGUCACCGAGAAGAUCCGAGCGGACUUCUCCAAGAAAUACGUGCAGGCGAUGCUGCAAGACGAAACGUUCAUGAGGAAGAUGUUCAAGAAGUGGGACGUGUACACUGAGAAGGAGAUCUUGCCAAAAAUGAAGAAGCUCAGUGACCCAGCCUUGGCGUUGACAUAUUUGAAUAGGCGCAGUAAAGGUGUCGCGGCUGGCACCAUCGUGACAGGCAAAGCGAACAUCAACACUAACAUCCUGCCUGCGUAG